CAAACAAACAAUCCCAAGCACAGAGCCAGGGUUAACUCGAAACUAGAAUCCUUAAGCGUUUUAGAUCAGUCAGUGAGCACAAAACUACUUUAGUACUUUACGUUGAGUCAUUUCUUGUACAGCACACAUGUAAUGGAGUCUCCUCAAAAUCUAGUGAUUGAAAUUUUUUAUGGAGGUUCUCAUAAGCAAUUACUCGACGUUUUAUUUGAAGGGCUAAAUAUUGCAUCUAAAUGUGAACUGAUCACACUACCUGAUAAAAAAUGGCACUGGAAAGCUCGCACUGGUGCACUAACGGUGCUAGACAAGAUUCCAUUGGAACACAAUUUCAAGGUUCUAUUCACGAGCAGCGUUUUGAAUUUGGCCGAGCUGUUGGCUUUGAGGCCUGAUUUGAAAAACCUGAAGAAAAUAGUCUAUUUUCACGAAAACCAAUUGAUUUAUCCAGUCAAGACUCAGAAGGAACGAGAUUUUCAGUACGGCUACAACCAAAUUUUGACGUGUUUGGUUGCGGAUAUUAUAAUUUUUAACUCGGAAUUCAACAUGAGCUCUUUCCUUUCAUCUUUAUCGACAUUCAUGAAAAUUCAACCAGGCCCUGGUCGGCCAAAGGGUCUCAGGGAAAAAAUCGAACCGAAAUGCAGUGUAUUGUACUUCCCAAUCAAAGUUGAUUCUUUGAGAAGACCAACAAGUCAAUCAAAGUCGCAAGAAACCCCUCUGCAUAUUCUCUGGCCGCAUAGAUGGGAGCAUGACAAAGACCCUGAGAUGUUUGCUAGGGUGCUGUUGUCGCUCCACAGAUUUGGACUCGACUUCAGAGUUUCCAUGCUUGGCAGAGUUUGCUCUGAUUUUCCUGAAAGCAUCGCACUUGCCAAAGAAGAGCUGAAUGACAAAUUCUGUCACUGGGGAUAUCUUGAGUCUAGAGAUGAAUAUAUUGGUGUGCUAAAUGACGCUGACGUAGUUGUUUCGACCGCUAAACAUGAGUUCUUUGGCGUUGCAAUGAUGGAGGCAGUUAUAUGCGGUUGUUACCCUUUGUGUCCGAAAGCGAUUGUUUAUCCGGAGAUCUACCCUGAGGAAUGCUUGUAUAAAGAUGAGUCUGAAUUAUUGGAGAGAUUAAAAAUGUUUUGUACUAAACCGAUUUUGGCUCGAAAGCAACGAUCUAGUCUGGAAUUCCAUCCUGACAAAUUCAAGGACAGUAAUUUGCUACCUGAGUAUAAAAAGCUUUUCUGUACGUAAAUGGAAUUAAAAUUAAUAUUAUAAAACA
Molecule: messenger RNA, 1252 nt
Organism: Cloeon dipterum
Lineage: Eukaryota; Metazoa; Arthropoda; Insecta; Ephemeroptera; Baetidae
Product: tRNA-queuosine alpha-mannosyltransferase
Exons: 6
Coding region: 133-1224 (363 amino acids)
Molecular function (GO): glycosyltransferase activity
Source: RefSeq, a predicted model, not a curated record